Messenger RNA from Stylophora pistillata, 4316 nucleotides. RefSeq names its product kinesin-like protein KIF14. Gene Ontology annotation, molecular function: ATP binding; microtubule motor activity; microtubule binding. The record is from RefSeq and is a predicted model, not a curated record. Gene Ontology annotation, biological process: microtubule-based movement. Lineage: Eukaryota; Metazoa; Cnidaria; Anthozoa; Scleractinia; Pocilloporidae.
UGAUCUCUUAUUUUUCACAGUGUAAUGGGACAGGGAGAUGAAAUUGGCAUUUUGCCAAGAUUCUGUGAAGAGUUGUUUGAAAGGAUCAAAUGUUGGAAAGAGCUGCAGUUCACAGUGGAAAUAAGUUACUUUGAAAUCUAUAAUGAGAGGAUUCAUGACUUGUUGGCAUCAAGUAAAAAGAAAGAUGGCAAAAGAGCUCAGUUGAGGGUCAGAGAGCACCCAAUAUUGGGACCAUUUGUUCAAGAUCUGACUACGUACACUGCAAGUUCAUAUGCAGAUGUUGAGUCUUGGCUAGCUGUUGGAAAUAGUAUUAGAGCAACAGCCGCCACAGGAAUGAAUGACAAGAGCAGUCGUUCUCACUCUGUUUUCACCCUGGUCAUGACACAGACAAGGACUGAGAUAUUUGAAGAUUCAGAAACACAGAUGACGACAGCCAGUAAAAUAAAUCUGAUUGACUUGGCUGGAAGUGAGAGAGCAAGUCAGGUGUUGAAUGACCAGGUGGUCAAGACAGCUGAGACUGCAGCACUUAGACUCAAGGAAGGAGGCAGCAUUAACAAGUCCUUACAUACACUUGGUAAAGUGAUAUCUCUACUGUCAGACAGAGAAGCUCAGUCCAAAAAGAAAAUGUACAUACCUUACAGAGACUCCACUCUUACUUGGUUACUGAAGGACAGUUUGGGUGGAAACUCAAAGACAGCCAUGAUAGCUAAUAUCAGCCCUGCCAGCACUUCAUUUGGAGAAUCACUGAGUACUUUGAGAUAUGCCCAGAGAGCGCGUACAAUUGUCAACAGAGCAAUCAUUAACGAGGAUCCAAAUGCGAAGAUCAUUAGAGAAUUAAAAGCCGAGAUCGAGAGAUUAAAACAGUCUCACGUUGAAGGGAACCAGCAGAUAAGCGCCAGAGCCUUGGCUGAAGUUGCUUCGUUGAGAGAGAAGCUGAAGGAGACACAACGCCUAUUGGCUGAGUCAACUCGGAACUGGCAAGAAAAACUUGCGAUAACGGAAAAAAGGAAACUGGAAGAAGCCGAAAAGCUCAAGAAAGCAGGCAUCUCUUUUAAAGUGGAUAAUCGGUUACCAAACCUUGUUAAUUUGAACGAAGAUCCUCAGCUGUCGGAAAUGUUACUGUAUAUGCUGAAAGAAGGAGAGACUACGGUUGGUCAGAAUGAUCAUGAUAUUAAACUGAGCGGUGCACUUGUUGCUGAAACGCACUGUGUCUUGCGAAAUAACGGGGACAAGGUUACAGUUUCACCGAUAGGAGAUGCGCUAACAUACGUCAACGGCCAGCUUAUUAUAGAAGAAACAGUCCUUCAUCAUGCUGAUCGUGUGGUUAUUGGAGGUGAUCACUUCUUCAGAUUAAAUCAUCCUAAAGAAGUGAAAAAGAGAAAGAUAAGUAAAUCUGAAGCUCCAGAAGGGAACACUCCAGAGGCCGCCGUUUUAAAGGACUUCGAGUUUGCAAGGAACGAACUGGCUCAAGCACAGAAUGCAAGGCUGCAAGCGGAACUCGAGGAAGCCAGAGAAGAAGCGAGAAUUCAGGCCCAGGAGGAAAUAGUGGCUCGAAUACAGGAAGCAAAGGAAGCUGCCCAGCAAGAAAUGACGGAGCAGAAGCAAAUCUACGAAGAGAAGGUGUCAACUCUACAUGAAGCCAUGGAAUCUCUCACCGCUGAAAAGGAACAAGCUGAACAGUCAAAGCAAACAGCAGUGGAAAAGAUCUCUGAAUUAAAGGCACACAGACUGCUCCUGGAACAAGAAAUCUUGAACAAUAGAAAGAGACUACAAAUGGAAGCACUCGCUGCCAAACAGGCUUUAGAAGAAACCAAAAUGAACCAGGUACGAAUAAUCACAGAAUUGGAAAAAGAAAAGAAGAAAAUGCAAGAUGAUGUACUAAAGCUGAAAGAGGCGAAGCAAAACCGCGACAAAAUACGAGAAGAAUUUAAAGCGUCUUUUAAUAGUAUUGGAAGGAAAAAUUCCUUGGCAGAUGAUCCGAACAAGAAGGAAUUGCUGCGUAUCACCAUGUUUCUACGAGAAGCCAACAAGAUCAGCCAGAGUUUAUCAAAAAACAUUACCUUUAGCCGAGAUGAUGUCGUAGUGGACGGAAAGUCGGAAAUGAAGAUUCGUUUGAACAACACAAAGAAAGGUUUAACGACCAUUUGGUCCUUGGAGAAAUUUCAAAGUGCCUUGGAGCAGAUGAGAGAGCUUUACCAGCAACGCGACAAUGACAGCAUCUCAGGAGAGUCUGGGGACGAAGUUGAUCCUUUUAAUGACCCGGAUGAUAAAUGGGAGAAAGAUUUCAAAUUGGACUCGGCAAGUAACAGACGCAGCACUUCCACCAGUAGUUCAGGGCUGUCAUCUCGUGCCAGGUCAUCAUCGGCUGGAAAGGCACAAGGAUUCUCUCCCAACAAAGCGGAAAGCAUAUUUGCUAAGUAUCGUAAUCAGCAAACCCAAGGAUCUACUACAGAGGCUCCUGAGGCACCUUCUGAUGACCAAGGGACUUCAUCUGAGAGGCCUGUCCCAGACACACCCGGCAGACCUCCUGUGGCCCCGAUCAGUAGGCGAAAGAGCGAAACCAGAAGACCUGGACCGUCCUUACCUAGACUUUGUAGAGAUUCCCUGAAGAAUUAUGUGGAUUCAUUGAAAGAUCUACCAAGUCCGUUUAAUGAGCCGAUGUAUGAGAAAGUCUUGAGAGUCGUGAAGGAGAUUAAAAAAAGUGUUGCCACCCUCGUAAAAGCAAAUCAAGAUAAAAUAACGUCUGUUGCAGAAGGUCAUCAGUGCUGUGUUUCUACCACCAUUUCCUUACAAAUGCUCUCUGAGCAUGUGCGAAUGUGGGGCACCGCUGAAAUUAACAAUGAGCCGUUUGUUGAGUUGAGCUCUCAGCUUCUUGACACUGUCCGGCGAUUGGCUGGUCACGUGAUCGGUAUCAUCGAGAUCCUUGACGGUUCAAGUUCAAACAUAGACGAUCUUGUUGGGGCUUUCAACGAUGACGUCAUACACAUCGUACGUCACACAGCCAAAAUGGCUGUUCUGUCUUCGCAAGAAGAAAAACCGAAAGACGAGAACACCUCCUCAGUGUGUGAGGCUGACAGUGAAUUAAACAAGGCGUUUGUAGAGGGACAAGACAUGUCCAUGGAGCUUUCCGUUCGUGACUCCAUGUCUGCUCUCUCUGAAAUUCAGGAAAAAAUUCAAACGAGAGAUUUGGACUCUUGCAGUACUGGGGUGGAAAGAGAAAUCACGGAACAUGCUGUUGCUCUCGUAAGAACCACCAGCGAUUUUGUUCAUCAGGGACGUGAAGUGCAGAUGCAACUAGCAACGACCUCAAAUAACUCCAGCUGCAGAAAGAACACAGGGCACAAUCGACUGAUAUCUGUUAAAAAGUUUGUAAGCAGUGUAAACACACUGCUCCAAAGGACAAGAGAUUUAGCUUCGAGCGUGCGGAUGGCCUGCGAAGAUAUGGACUUGGAAAAACUUGUUUCGUUACCAGAAGAAAUCUGCUCAUCGGCGGGAAAUAUUGUACGGCAAAAACGAGCGUUUAUCGAGACAGAAUAUUCAGCCUCUGUGGGGAGUAAUCAGGACAUUUUGGACGAAAUUGGAUAUUUGGAAAAGAAAUGCAAUGACGUUGAAGUAGCUGCAGGGGAUUUGAGGAAAACGGUGACGAAGUUUUUGUUCCUGAGUCCAGCGCCGAAGUCUUUGCAGAAAAAGAGAAACUACAAAGUGUUUGGGACUGAAGAUGAUCACUCGGACGUGACAAAUUACUCUCCGUUUAUCGGAGGAUCAAAUCAUACUAGGACACCGUUGGUAUCGCGCAGUAAAAAAUUAAUCAGUGGAAAAGAAUCGAGGAGCCCACGAAAAUUGUGGAGUAAAGAAUCGCCGGUUUAAUUAAUUCAGAAGAACAUGUAAUUCUAUUAACGAAAAAAGUGUGCUGUUUGUUUGAAGAUCGAUUGCUGAUGGUUUAUUCAGUAUUACAAGGUUAUUGCUGAUGGUUUAUUCAGUAUUACAAGGUUAUUCUAAUGAUACUCUCAAAUUGGUCAAAAGACCCUAAGUUAUAUUGCAGAAGAAAAUGUUCAUGUAAGGAUUCCCACCUUUGAAAUUUCUUUUCUGAAGGCAAAAGUGAUGGAUUCAUUUAAAUGGCGACACGUAAACACAGGCAUAAGGGUUACCCCAAAUAUCGUACUUGUUCAGGUGAAUCCUAAAGCCCACUUUUUCAUCUACGUAAAUUAUAGAGAACCCAGAUAAAUACUCAUUUCCUCAUUUCCGUGACAAAAUUGUCAACAACACUGGUUUUCCUUUGACACUCAACCAAAAAAUAAAUACUUGAUUUCAUUCGC